Molecule: messenger RNA, 2244 nt
Organism: Apodemus sylvaticus (European woodmouse)
Lineage: Eukaryota; Metazoa; Chordata; Mammalia; Rodentia; Muridae
Gene: Cpne2
Product: copine 2
Exons: 16
Coding region: 286-1929 (547 amino acids)
Biological process (GO): cellular response to calcium ion
Cellular component (GO): plasma membrane
Molecular function (GO): calcium-dependent phospholipid binding
Source: RefSeq, a predicted model, not a curated record
AGAGCCGCCCCUCCAGGAAGCGCCCGCCUCGCGCCCGCUUCCCGCCCACAUCCUCCCUCGACUGGAGGGAGGAGCCCGCGCCGCAGCCGGGGCCCGAGAAGGGCCAGCCCCAGCCCGGGUGAGCGCACGAGUGGGUACGGCCGCGCGGGUAGCACCCUGAGCCUGUCCCGUGCCGCCGCCCGGCCGACAGCACAGCUCGCGGGGAUGCCCCGGCAGCCCGGAGCACGCUGAGGAUACGGGAAGCGCGACUGCCAGGAACUGUUGCUGCUGCCACCACCAACCCCCAUGGCCUACAUUCCGGACGGGGGUGCUCCCACUGCAGGGGCCAUCCCCUUGGCUUCUCAGUGUUGCGUGUGCAAAGUGGAGCUGUCAGUGAGUGGCCAGAACCUGCUGGACCGGGAUGUCACCUCCAAGUCUGACCCUUUCUGUGUCCUCUUUAUAGAGGACAACGGCAGGUGGAUGGAGUUCGACAGAACAGAAACAGCCGUCAACAACCUCAACCCGGCCUUCUCCAAGAAGUUCGUGCUGGACUACCACUUCGAGGAGGUGCAGAAGCUCAAGUUCGCCCUGUUUGACCAGGACAAGUCCAGUGCACAGUUGGAUGAGCAUGACUUCCUGGGCCAGUUCUCCUGCAGCCUUGGCACCAUUGUCUCCAGCAAGAAGAUCACUAGGCCUCUACUGCUGAUGAAUGACAAGCCCGCGGGAAAGGGCUUAAUCACGAUCGCAGCCCAAGAGCUGUCAGACAACCGAGUCAUCACGCUGAGCCUGGCCGGCAGGAAGCUGGAUAAGAAGGACCUCUUCGGGAAGUCAGACCCAUUUCUUGAGUUUUACAAGCCUGGAGAUGACGGCAAAUGGAUGCUGGUCCACAGGACUGAGGUGAUUAAAUACACCCUGGACCCUGUGUGGAAACCGUUCACUGUACCGUUGGUAUCCUUGUGUGAUGGCGACCUGGAAAAGCCCAUCCAGGUUAUGUGCUACGACUAUGACAGUAAUGGAGGCCAUGACUUCAUCGGCGAGUUCCAGACCUCUGUGUUGCAGAUGAGCGAGGCUCGGGACGGUGUCCCGCUGGAGAUGGAAUGCAUCAACCCCAAGAAGCAGAGGAAGAAGAAAAGCUACAAGAACUCCGGCAUCAUUAUUCUGAGAUCAUGCAAGAUACAUCGAAACUACUCAUUCCUGGACUACAUCCUGGGAGGCUGCCAGCUCAUGUUCACUGUUGGAAUAGACUUCACAGCCUCCAACGGGAAUCCCCUCGACCCUUCUUCUCUCCAUUAUAUCAACCCCAUGGGCACCAAUGAAUACUUGUCAGCCAUCUGGGCAGUGGGGCAGAUCAUUCAGGACUACGACAGCGAUAAGAUGUUUCCUGCCCUGGGAUUUGGGGCCCAGUUACCACCAGACUGGAAGGUGUCCCAUGAGUUCGCGAUCAACUUCAACCCCACUAACCCUUUCUGCUCAGGCGUGGAUGGCAUCGCCCAGGCAUACUCAGCCUGUCUGCCCCACAUCCGCUUCUAUGGCCCUACAAACUUCUCCCCUAUCGUCAACCAUGUGGCCAGAUUUGCAGCCCAGGCCACACAGCAGCAGACAGCAACGUACUUCAUCCUCCUCAUCAUCACCGACGGGGUCAUCAGUGACAUGGAGGAGACGCGGCACGCCGUGGUGCAGGCCUCCAAGCUGCCCAUGUCCAUCAUCAUUGUGGGCGUGGGCAAUGCUGACUUUGCAGCCAUGGAGUUUCUAGAUGGGGACAACCGGAGACUGCGCUCACAUACAGGCGAGGAGGCGGCCCGAGACAUUGUGCAGUUCGUGCCCUUCCGAGAGUUCCGCAAUGCAGCAAAAGAAACUCUGGCGAAAGCGGUGUUGGCAGAGCUGCCUCAGCAAGUUGUGCAGUAUUUCAAGCAUAAAAACCUGCCCCCCACCAACUCAGAGCCUGCCUGAGCCCACGUCCAGCCGCAGCAUGCCAGCUGAGCCCCCAGCCCCCACCCCAGGGACUUGCACGCUCACCCUGCUUCCUCGUGGGUGGCCUUUUUUUUUUUUUUAAACCAGUCCACAUUUUUAUUUUUUACAACUGGACCUCCACCCCCAACUUCCCCAGCCCAGCUGGGCCCCCUUUGUCAGAGUCAACAGAUGAUGCUUCCAGGACAAACCAGCUUCCUCUCCCCAACCCUCCUGCCACUCUAAGUAUUGAAUGUACUUUGUAUAAUUUUGGUGGAAUUAUUGUUAUUAAAGAGAAUAAAAUUUUUACAAUCAUAA